This is a messenger RNA of Hibiscus syriacus, 795 nucleotides long. RefSeq lists its product as uncharacterized. The transcript is spliced from 3 exons. Lineage: Eukaryota; Viridiplantae; Streptophyta; Magnoliopsida; Malvales; Malvaceae. The record is from RefSeq and is a predicted model, not a curated record. Bases 1 to 795 code for a protein of 264 amino acids.
AUGUUUGAUAAGCUUUUGGAGGGUUCAGGUUGGUUUGUUGUGGUGUUGAGUGCAUUGGAAAGUGUUCUUUCCACCCUUUUGUUCGUCUGGGCUACUUCUGAUUGGUUAAAUAGGCAAGUUGGUUCCAUUGUCAUUGUCUCUGAAUGUUUCGCUUAUACUGGUAAGGUUGCCGAGUUCGGUCAGAGGAGAAAUGGAGUUUGGUACUGGAAAAUAGAGUUUAGAAGAACAUUUUUUGAUUGGGAGUCAAAGAUUUGGGAGAAUUUCUUAGAAUUAAUCAACAGAGUAGUGAGCGUUAGUGUAGAGGUGGAUCAGCUUGUUUGGAAGGGCUCUAGCAGUAGUGUCUACACUCCCAAAAGAUUCUGUAACAGUGUGGUUAGUGUUGGGGUGGUUGAGGACUCUGUUUGGAUUUUGGUUUGGGCAAAGCUAGCUCCUCCUAAAGUGGAGGCGUUUGUUUGGAAAGCCGUCCUUCGGAGAGUACCGUCAUUAGUUGAAUUAACCAAACGCGGUAUACAAAACCUGGGUCGUUGUUUAUGCAGUCUUUGUCAUGAACAGCUGGAGUCAUCGGACCAUCUGUUUUGCCAGUGUAAGGUGUCUUGGGAAGUCUGGCAAAGAUGGUGCUCUAACUGGAGAGUGGUCUUUGUUUGCCCAGAUAAUGUGAAAAGUUUUAUUAUCGCUUGGGAGAAUCAACCGGUUAAGAAAACAUUGAAGUCUAUAUGGAAAAUGGCUUUUUUUGGUAUCAUAUGGAGUAUCUGGCUCUAUAGAAAUGAACUUUUUAAUGAUAAACCUUGCUCGUGA